AAAGGGCAGCGUCGGGAAUAACGGACUUUCGAAACGAUGGUGAUUAUUAUUGCGGUGGAGAUCAUCCCAUCGCCCACUCAAGAGAAAGGGCUUCAAUCGUGAUAGGAAGGAGGAAAUGGUAGGAAAUGGUCUCCUUCCUUCUCGGAUACGAAGGGCUCCCGGUCAUCGGUGGGCAAGACACAAGACAAGACAGCAGACGAGACACAAGACGUAGACGCGGACACAGAAAGAGCCAAUUCGCUGUCUCUUGGCUCUUUCCCUCUCUCUCUUUCUCUCUCUCGCUCUCUCCCUCGCCGAUGAUUCUCGGGCCCGCCGUCGAUGGUGGUCAGGGGAGUAAGGUAAGGUAGUCAGCAAAAGGCGAUCGAAGCGUACAACGGGAUCGUCUUUUCUCUCCGAAUGGGGAAAUUGCACCAAGA
Messenger RNA from Aspergillus steynii IBT 23096, 416 nucleotides. RefSeq lists its product as uncharacterized. The transcript has a single exon. Bases 126 to 347 code for a protein of 73 amino acids. The record is from RefSeq and is a predicted model, not a curated record. NCBI's taxonomy places the organism in Eukaryota, Fungi, Ascomycota, Eurotiomycetes, Eurotiales, Aspergillaceae.